Linderina pennispora is the source of this 500-nucleotide messenger RNA. RefSeq lists its product as uncharacterized. The record is from RefSeq and is a predicted model, not a curated record. Lineage: Eukaryota; Fungi; Kickxellomycota; Kickxellomycetes; Kickxellales; Kickxellaceae. The coding region runs from base 103 to 399 and encodes 98 amino acids. The transcript has a single exon.
ACCCUUGCUGCUAUUAGUAGAUGACCUUCGGUAGCAGCAGGUGAUAUCCCUAUACAUUCGUGCAGUGUUGCCAAUACCAAUAUUCUUAAAACCCGCCAGCACAUGUCUGCUGGUCGAAACGAUAUUUAUUUGCAGGGCUAUUAUCGCUUUCUACUCGCUCCAUCCGGACUGGGUGACGCUCCCGUCCUUGAUAUAGACAUAGAUGUAGCUGGAGGCGUGGCCAGGGCAGCUCCAGACGAGCUUGGUGGAGUCGCCAGAGGCCUCGCGGGACGACGGCUGGCCCAGCAGGCUGAUGACGGAAGCCUCAGAGUCGCCGGCGCUGAUAGAGUCGACCUUUUGCUUGAGAGCGCUGUGGGCGGGGCUAGAGGACAUGGCGGCGUGUAUUUAGUGGAGAAAUAGUGGAGACAAGAGAUUAGAUAGGAAUAGUCAAUCAGCAAGACCACACAGCCAGUCCUUUUAUAUGCCACGGCCGGCCAGCUCUGCCCAGGAAUAGAACGCAC